AUGGACACACACAAGAAUGCUGCUUGGGUGGUCAGGAAAAUCAUUGACAGCAGGAAAAAGGUGAUCCAACUGCAGAAUAUACAGGGUGAUCUUCAUCAAAAGUUGGGCCAAAUGCAGUCACAAGGGAAAUUCCAAAUCAAAAAAGCUUACUGCUUGCUACUCCCACAAUUACCAAGAGUGUCCUGGAAGACAAUUGUUUUGCAUAGGCAAAUACAUCCCAGAUUUGAAUUCAAUCUUUGGUUGGCUCCUCAGAAAAGACUCUUCGCUAUUGAUAGACUGCAAAAGAUAGGUAUUCAAGUACCCAUGGAGUGUGUGUUCUGUGACAGGGGUGUAGAAAUAUUUGAUCACUUGUUCUUUGAUUGUUCUGUUACUAGAGGACUAUGCGGCAGACUACUACAAUGGCUAGGACUUCACAUAACUCUUGGUACAUGGCAAGAAGAAAUACAUUGGAUUUGUAACAUGGCACAGAGAAGGAAUGGCGCGGCAUCUAUCAGUUGUAGUGUCUUUGGUAUGAUGGUGUAUUGCCUAUGGCAAUAG
Messenger RNA from Lycium barbarum (goji berry), 537 nucleotides. RefSeq lists its product as uncharacterized. The transcript has a single exon. Lineage: Eukaryota; Viridiplantae; Streptophyta; Magnoliopsida; Solanales; Solanaceae. The coding region runs from base 1 to 537 and encodes 178 amino acids. The record is from RefSeq and is a predicted model, not a curated record.